GAGGAGGACUGCAUGAAGCUGAACCCCUCCUUCCUGGGCAUCGCCCUCAGCUCCCUGCUCGCCAUAGACCUCUGGGCCUCCAAGCGCCUGGGUGUCUGCGCCGGAGAGGACUCGGCCUGGGGCAGCGCACGACCCCUCAUGAAGGUCAUCGAGGUUUCAGGGCACGGCAUCCCCUGGCUGCUCGGCACCUUCUGCGGGCUCUGCCAGAGCGACAGCUCAGCGGGCAGGGAGGUGCUGCUCAACCUGCUCUUCGCUUUGCUGCUGGAUCUCGUGCUGGUGGCAGUGGUGAAAGGGCUCGUCAAGCGGCGGCGGCCCACCCACAACAAGAUGGACAUGUUCGUCACCAUCUCAGUGGACAAGUACUCCUUUCCAUCGGGCCACGCCACCAGAGCCGCCCUGGUCUGCCGCUUCGUCCUGCGCCACCUGGUCCUCGCCGUCCCGCUGCGGGUCCUCGUGGUGCUCUGGGCUCUCGGCGUCAGCAUUUCGAGGGUCAUGCUGGGCAGGCACAACAUGACGGACGUGCUCUUCGGUUUGCUGCUGGGCUACGCGCUGUACGGCGUGGUGGAGUACUGCUGGCUGUCCCCGCUCAGCGCGCCCACCCUCUUCGCGCUCUGGAGCCACUGA
Messenger RNA from Merops nubicus (carmine bee-eater), 624 nucleotides. RefSeq names its product phosphatidic acid phosphatase type 2 domain containing 2 (gene PLPP6). The annotation marks the transcript as partial. The transcript has 2 exons. NCBI's taxonomy places the organism in Eukaryota, Metazoa, Chordata, Aves, Coraciiformes, Meropidae. Gene Ontology annotation, molecular function: sphingosine-1-phosphate phosphatase activity. The record is from RefSeq and is a predicted model, not a curated record.